UGUGAAUCAUUCCAAAUGCUAUAUCCUUUCAAGCUUGAAUAAUCUUCGUAGACAAUUCUCAGCGGUCUAGGCCUUAUAGAAGACAAGGCUUAUGAUUUAGGUGGAGAUAUUAUUUUCGAAUCUCUUGACGGCGCUUACCUACAUCACGAUGCUUCUUCGGAACGAACAGCCUAAGCCAUUCAUAGCAAUUCUGUUUCUACAUAUCUUAUUCCUAUUAGCACCCUUUAUCUCGGCAUCCCCUAUAACAUCACCCUUACAACUGCCACCCGCUUCGGACUUUCCAGAGGGCGCGGAAAUAACCCGCUCCCGAAGCAGUCAUGGCAACGCCACGAUAGAGAGAAGACAGAUGUCGGAAGGCUCGUCGUGUGAUGAUUCCGAGGGCCAAUGGAACUGCCUCACGAACCGGUGGCAGCGCUGUGCGGCGGGGCAGUGGAGCGCCGUGAUGGACUGUGCUGCGGGCACGAUAUGUACGCCCUCAGGCUUGACGACCGAUUUCUUCGUACAGUUUGAAAACGGGGCGGCCGGGCCGUCAACGAGUGAUGGUACGCGGAGGUUUGAGCCGGGAGUUAUGCGUUGGGUCUUCGUCUCCGUUCUAGGUGGUAUAAGUGUCGUUCACGCUUUGACUUCCAGUUGAAGUAUGCUUCAUCUCAGGGGUAUUAGGUGUAAGCGAAAAGCACCUAGUUUGAAGGUGUUAAGCUAAACCAAGCCCUUCAGCAGAGCGCCACGUGCCAUUUAUGGCCAUAUAUUAUAUCCUAGACCACGUCUAGGAGGUGCCUAUAUAUUCAUGUCAGGUAUAUAAACCACCUACUAGGCAUAUACCAGAGAAUCGCUCAUGCUAUAAACAGUUGGAAUAUUAAAUAUCAUCCGCUCUAUACAAAGCCCCCCUCUCCCCCCAAAACACUAUCUAAUAAAUGUGCCAUGUACUUCCG
Molecule: messenger RNA, 929 nt
Organism: Daldinia caldariorum
Lineage: Eukaryota; Fungi; Ascomycota; Sordariomycetes; Xylariales; Hypoxylaceae
Exons: 1
Coding region: 149-634 (161 amino acids)
Source: RefSeq, a predicted model, not a curated record